UUUCUAGCCGUGGACGCUUUUCCUGAUAUGGAUAUGGAUAUGGCUAAACCCAGAUACAUAAUGAGGCGUAAGUAAAGCAAAAGCACCAUGGUAGAGUUGAGGAUUCGAAGUUUUCAGCCAUGGCAGGAGAACAGGCGAUCUCCAGCUUUCCGACGGUGGUUUAUGCAACUAUUGCAGUGGGUUUAGCGGUUCUGUUCUACUUUAGAAAAUUCCUCUUUUACAAGUGUCCAUCUCCUUUAAACCCAGCUCCUCCUGAGGUUCCAGGGUUACCUUUGAUCGGGAAUUUGUUGCAGCUGAAAGAGAAGAAACCGCACCAGACGUUCGCUAAGUGGGCUGAGAUUUAUGGAUCGAUUUACUCGAUUAGGACCGGAGCCUCGAAGAUGGUUAUUAUCAAUUCUGCAGAUGUUGCCAAACAGGCCAUGGUGACAAGUUACUCAUCCAUCUCCACAAGGAAGCUUUCAAAUGCAUUGAAGAUACUCACCUAUGAUAAAUGUAUGGUUGCCACAAGUGAUUAUGAUGAUUUCCACAAGAUGGUGAAGCGACAUAUACUCACAGGUGUCUUGGGAGCAAAUGCUCAGAAGCGACACUGUUCUCACAGAGAGAUUAUGAUAAAGAAUGCAUUGAACCACUUCCGUGCUCAUACCGAGAACAACCCUCAUCAAGCUGUAAACUUCAGAAAGAUAUUCAGAGAUGAGCUCUUUGGAUUAUCACUGAAAGAAGCUUUGGGUACGGAUGUGGAAUCAUCCAUUUAUGUUGAGGAUCUUGGGACGAAACUGUCACGAGAUGAGAUUUUUGAGGUAUUGGUGCAUGACCCAAUGAUGGGUGCAAUUGAGGUGGAUUGGAGGGACUUCUUCCCAUACCUUAGAUGGAUUCCAAAUAAAAGCGUGGAAACAAAAAUCAAAAGAAUGGAUGCACGCAGAGCGGCAGUGUUGAAAACCCUUAUUGAGGAGCAGAAGAAACGGAUUGCUCUGGGACAGGAAAAGAACUGCUAUCUUGACUACUUGUUAUUAGAAGCAAAAACGCUUACAGAGAAACAACUAAUGAUGUUGUUAUGGGAAGUAAUUAUUGAGUCCUCGGAUACAACUAUGGUUGCAGCGGAAUGGGCUCUCUAUGAACUUGCAAAAGAUGCAGCACGUCAGGAUUGCCUCUAUAAGGAGAUUCAAAAAGUUUGUGGAUCUAAUGAAGUUACUGAGGAACAUUUGUCGCAGUUACCAUUUUUAAAUGCUGUUUUCCAUGAAACACUGAGAAAGUACAGUCCUGCUCCUAUUGUUCCCGUACGAUACGUGCAUGAAGAUACCCGACUAGGAGGGUAUCACAUCCCUGCAGGAAUUCAGAUUGUAAUCAACCUCUAUGGGUGCAACAUGGAUAGGGCACAAUGGGAAGAGCCUGAAAAGUGGAUGCCUGAGAGGUUUCUUGAUAGCAAAUAUGAUCCAGCUGAUAUGCACAAGACAAUGGCCUUUGGAGCAGGGAAGAGAGUGUGUGCAGGUGCUCUGCAGGCAAUGUUGAUUGCUUGCACAGCUAUUGGUAGAUUUGUGCAGGAGUUUGAGUGGAGACUCAAAGAGAUGGAGGAAGGGGAUGUUGACACAUUUGGGCUCACAUCUAUCAAACUUAAUCCAUUGCAUGUAAUGAUAACACCAAGAGGAAAAUAAAUGCUGCAAGGGAACUGGUUAGGUUUCUUUUAAUAAAUAAGAUGUGAUAUAACUUGAGGUUGAAUAUCUGUUUAUUUUUGUUUUUAUUUUUAUUUUUAUUUUAGAAAAGCUCUUGUGAUUAAAGACAAUUCUCAUAUGGUAAAAAGCAUGAUAUUACAUGCCCUUAUCCUUUAGGGUUA
Macadamia integrifolia is the source of this 1828-nucleotide messenger RNA. Its product is annotated as ent-kaurene oxidase, chloroplastic-like. Gene Ontology annotation, biological process: gibberellin biosynthetic process. Gene Ontology annotation, molecular function: heme binding; iron ion binding; ent-kaurene oxidase activity. NCBI's taxonomy places the organism in Eukaryota, Viridiplantae, Streptophyta, Magnoliopsida, Proteales, Proteaceae. Gene Ontology annotation, cellular component: chloroplast outer membrane; endoplasmic reticulum. The record is from RefSeq and is a predicted model, not a curated record. The transcript is spliced from 9 exons. The coding region runs from base 120 to 1649 and encodes 509 amino acids.